AUGGUUCAAGAGAGAGACGCUUUACUCUGGAAGGAAUUUGAACGGCAGUGCGAUGUGAGCCUCCCCUAUCCUUGUUUACCUUACUAGAACGUCUUCCUUACUCUCUCAUCGAGUGACCUCUCCUCAGAAUCUGACUUUCCCGAGUGUCGUUUUGGUGAGUGCUCCGGAUUUUGUUUGACUGGCUUUAGUUGAAAAAAUCUAGCAUGUAGCCUUUUUGCUACGUUCUUCUCUAAAACUCUGCCUGUACCUCCCUAAAGGUCUCUAUAUCCUCUGGUUUACCUAACUCGUAUUUUUAACGUCACCAGGCUAAACAUUAGUCACAUCCUUUGAACGUCGCAUAUUUUAAAUCGUUGUGCAUUGCCAACGGAGGACUGCUGUCCGGUCAAACACUUCCAUCAGGUCUAGCUCCCGUCGUUCUUGCCUACUUUUGCCUUUGGAACGCGGUCGGUACAGGCUCUAUAAAGGUUAAAAUGCACUGAAAUGUGACCUAUUUUCCGUCUUAGGUGACAAGGUGAUUGUCCUGUUAAUUGACACCUGCCGGGCUCUGGACUCCUGGUUUGUGAAACAUCGCCUACUCCUAUCCACCAAGGCUCCCCAUUUGCAGCUGUCCGACGUAGGCUUCCUGUUCUUAUUUUCAAAAUCGUUAUUCCAGGAAAUCAGCGAAUUGCGUCGCGAACUUUCCCUAAAGGAGAAGCUGUUGGCAGACAUCAAGGAUAAGGCCCGGCGUCACGUUGCAGCCAUCGAGACCAUUGUUGAAAAGGUACGUCCUUUUUUCUCUCCCAUGUCAUUUAUCUUUCUUUUUCCCGAUUUCAGCUCACGGAAGGGGUCGCAUAUGUGCCGGAUCUCUGA
Messenger RNA from Spirometra erinaceieuropaei, 849 nucleotides. The record is from the annotation of a GenBank genome assembly. Lineage: Eukaryota; Metazoa; Platyhelminthes; Cestoda; Diphyllobothriidea; Diphyllobothriidae.